AUGCUUUCAGAAUAUGCUAUGGUGCAUGUCACCUACAACCUACCUCUGGCCGUAUCAAUGACUGGCCUGUACUGGCCCUUUCUGAAUCGACUUGACAUACUCAAGAUAUUCAGCUUAGUGACUGUUUCGGUGAUAGCCACAACUCCGUGGGAUUCUUACCUCGUGCGAAACAAGAUCUGGACAUAUCCCGAAGAUGCGGUCAGUGGCUACACGUUCUUCUCUAUCCCUAUUGAAGAAGUAUUCUUCUUCAUCAUUCAAACCUACAAUACCAGUAUGAUCUAUACUGUCAUAACACGAAGAUUGGUUUUAGCGUCAUAUCUUCAAAAACCAUCCCGUGCUCUUCAGAUACUCGGUGGAUUCAUUCUCGGCUCUGCCGCUUUGGGUGGGCUAACUGCAUUCAUAAUUGGUGAUAAAUACACUUAUAUGGGACUGAUGAUUGCUUGGGCAUGCUCGUGGCUAUUGUUUCAAUGGGUGGUCUCAUCUAACAUUCUGCUCAACUUUCCCCGCAAAGAAAUUGUUGCUUCUGUCAUGAUUCCCACUGUGUUUCUAUGGGUUGUUGAUACAUUGUCUCUUGGAAGAGGAACCUGGGUGAUUGAAAAGUCAACCAAGCUCGAUAUUCAGGUUUGGGGUAAACUGGACUUGGAGGAAGCGGUAUUCUUUCUUCUCAGCAAUAUGAUGAUAGUAAAUGGCUUGGUGGCUGCAGACUAUGCCAUCGCUAUGCUGAACUGCCAGAAAGCACAGGCUACCGGAGAUAUAGAAGAGGGCUUCUCAGUCCGCAAGGCUUUGACUUCUUUGAUCGGACCCGAGGAAAAGUCCCGGACUUCAUUUGUUUCUGUUCUGAGGAAAUCAGUCCAACGGUUGGCCAUUUCCAAUCUCAUCUUCCUUUACUCCUUCUGUCGUAUAGCAGAUGAUCUUGUCGAUAAUGCUUCCAGCGCGGAGGCUGCAGAGACAAUCAUCGAGCAAUGCGGCGAGCUGUUGGAGGCUAAAUUUGCUUCGCCAACCGACUUUCCGAAGAGCUUUAGUGCUAAGUCCCAUGACUUUGAUGAGCUGAACGAGCUCAUUGAAGCUAUUGAUUAUCUUCCCGUAUCUCGGCUUCGAAUUGAGCCUUUUCAAGGAUUGCUCGAAGGGUUCAAACAGGACCUGCAAUUUAAUCACCACAAAAGGGUAUUUCCGAUAUUUUCCGAAUCAGAGUUGGAAGAUUAUGCAUACCAUGUGGCGGGAACAGUGGGCCUAUGUGUUCUUGACCUGAUCUUCCACCAUUUCCCGCAGCAGCAAUCUUCCACAGCGCCAUCUCUAAAUGAAGAGGUGCGUCAAGCAGGCUGCCAGAUGGGGAAAGCCCUUCAAUAUAUCAACAUUGCCCGGGAUAUUGGACGCGACGCAGCGAUUGGCCGAGUUUACUUACCCACCACUUGGUUGAAAGAAGCUGGAGUCUCACCAGAAGACGUGGUCUUCUGUCCGUCCGACCCUCGUGUCGAUGGGGUGCGGUCUCGUGUUCUGCGUAAAGCAAAGCAGCUCCAUGAUCAAUCUGAGAACGCAAUUCGAAAUUUGCCACUGGAGGUCCAAGGCCCUCUGUAUGCAACUGUAAAGAGUUAUAUGGAAAUUGGUGCUGCAUUGGAGCGUGGGGCUCGUCCCUGCCAUCCAGAUCAUAAAUUGCGACUUUCUAUCCCGAGGCGCCUAGUUGUGGUGUACAAAGCUAUGGUUAUGGCCUCGCGGAAGUAA
This is a messenger RNA of Penicillium soppii, 1719 nucleotides long. RefSeq names its product phytoene synthase. Gene Ontology annotation, biological process: biosynthetic process. The transcript has 7 exons. Lineage: Eukaryota; Fungi; Ascomycota; Eurotiomycetes; Eurotiales; Aspergillaceae. Bases 1 to 1719 code for a protein of 572 amino acids. The record is from RefSeq and is a predicted model, not a curated record. Gene Ontology annotation, molecular function: geranylgeranyl diphosphate synthase activity; intramolecular lyase activity.